ACAAUCCCCAACGAUGUUGCUGCUAGCACCUCCUCUACUGUCUCAGUGAUUGGAUAUGAGGCUAUGCGUGUGAGCGCAUGUGCGGCGACAAUCUCAUUCUCAAAGAAAAGGGGAAAACUGUAGAAGAACACCGACGAUUAACAGCCUUCGCCAACAGAGUCUCGAAAUCAACACCCUCGGCGGAAAAUGCAACCGCGGCAUGUCGGUCCCCGACUCCGUCUCCCUCCUCCUCGACAAGCCCCUCUCCGAGGAAGAGUACUUCCAAGCCGCCACCCUCGGCUGGAUGACGGAGCUUCUCCAGGCCUUCUUCCUCGUCUCGGACGACAUCAUGGACAGCUCCAUCACCCGCCGCGGCAAGCCCUGCUGGUACCGCCAUGAAGGCGUCGGCAUGGUCGCCAUCAACGACGCCUUCAUGCUCGAGGCCGCAAUCUACACCCUCCUCAAGAAAUUCUUCCGCGAGCACGCCUCCUACGUCGACCUCCUCGAGCUCUUCCACGAAGUCACCUUCCAGACCGAGCUCGGCCAGCUCUGCGACCUCCUCACCGCCCCGGAGGAAAAAGUUAACCUCGACAACUUCUCCAUGGAGAAGUACCGCUUCAUCGUCGUCUACAAGACGGCCUACUACUCCUUCUACCUCCCCGUCGCCCUCGCCCUCCACUGCCUCAACAUCGCCACCCCCAAGAACCUCAAGCAGGCCGAAGAUAUCCUCAUCCCCCUCGGCGAGUACUUCCAGAUCCAGGACGACUACCUCGACAACUUUGGCCUGCCCGAGCACAUUGGCAAGAUCGGCACCGACAUCAUGGACAACAAGUGCAGCUGGCUCGUCAACCAGGCCCUCGCCAUCGCCACCCCCGAACAGCGCACCAUCCUCGAGGAGAACUACGGCCAAAAGGACAAGGCCAAGGAGGCCGUCAUCAAGAAGCUCUUUGACGACAUGGAGCUCAAGCGCCGCUUCGAAGAGUUUGAGGAGAAGCGUGCCGGCGAGAUCAAGGACAUGAUUAACAACAUUGACGAGAGCGAGGGCCUCAAGAAGGGCAUCUUUGAAAUCUUCUUGGCCAAGAUCUACAAGCGCUCCAAAUAGACUUACGACAAAAGUAUAGUUACUAAUGCAAGGGGGGCAGGCGCGCGUGUAUUUGGCGCGGCAUCAUGUUACAAAGUCAGGAGCGGAUUCUGCAUGUGGAACAUUUUGGAGAAGAAAAAGAAGAAAGACAGAUACCAGAGUCCAAUUGAUUGACGAUGAUGACACCAACCCAAACAAUAGAACUGUUAGAAAGCAUGAAAAAAAUAAAUCCGUAUUAAGAGUAAAACAAAGGAAAAUGUCCCUGACUAUGGGGUACCUAGUAAGG
This is a messenger RNA of Colletotrichum godetiae, 1346 nucleotides long. RefSeq names its product farnesyl pyrophosphate synthetase. NCBI's taxonomy places the organism in Eukaryota, Fungi, Ascomycota, Sordariomycetes, Glomerellales, Glomerellaceae. Gene Ontology annotation, biological process: trans, trans-farnesyl diphosphate biosynthetic process. Gene Ontology annotation, molecular function: (2E,6E)-farnesyl diphosphate synthase activity; dimethylallyltranstransferase activity. Bases 200 to 1081 code for a protein of 293 amino acids. The record is from RefSeq and is a predicted model, not a curated record. Gene Ontology annotation, cellular component: cytoplasm. The transcript has a single exon.